This is a messenger RNA of Coccinella septempunctata (seven-spotted ladybird), 3208 nucleotides long. RefSeq names its product metabotropic glutamate receptor 2-like. The transcript has 16 exons. The record is from RefSeq and is a predicted model, not a curated record. Gene Ontology annotation, cellular component: membrane. Lineage: Eukaryota; Metazoa; Arthropoda; Insecta; Coleoptera; Coccinellidae. Gene Ontology annotation, biological process: G protein-coupled receptor signaling pathway. Gene Ontology annotation, molecular function: adenylate cyclase inhibiting G protein-coupled glutamate receptor activity. The coding region runs from base 74 to 3034 and encodes 986 amino acids.
CUUCCGAAAUUUAUUCAUAACGAUAUUUACAAUCACAUCGAUACGAUGUCAGAAAAGACAUUCUCUUUUCGAAAUGAAGAACUCGUCGUCUUCACUCCAUCGUAGACAUUUUGUUGAGUUACUUAGUUAUGAUAAUGUAGUGAGCUACCUUCAUUCAACUUCGGAAGUGUUAAAUAAUUAUGAUAACUCCGAAAGACACCCGGUUAGGCAUCAUCACGGCAUUUUCAUUGAAGAAAUUCCAUGGCCGGUGAAAAAAGAAGCGGUUGUGCACGGUGAUUUAAUUCUUGGUGGUUUGAUGAUGGUGCAUGAACGAGAAGAUACGAUUACUUGUGGUCCUGUGAUGCCUCAAGGUGGUAUUCAAGCACUGGAAGCAAUGCUGUAUACUUUGGAUAGACUGAACAAUGAUCCCAAUCCUUUGUUGCCAAACAUAUCUCUUGGAGCUCACAUUUUAGACGACUGUGAUAAAGAUACUUAUGGUUUAGAAAUAGCCGUGGAUUUCAUCAAGGGUUCGAUAAGUAAUAUCGAUGACAACGAAUACCACUGCAAUAAAACUCAGAUGAGGAAAGUUAUAUCUGGUGUAGUAGGUGCUGCAUCCAGUGUCACUUCCAUACAGGUUGCGAAUCUUCUUCGUCUAUUUAGGAUUCCGCAGGUGUCUUUCUUUUCAACAAGUCCAGAGCUCAGUAACAAACAACGGUUUGAAUAUUUUACACGGACCAUUCCUUCCGACCACUACCAAGUUAAAGCAAUGGUAGACAUCAUUCGCCUGCUGAAAUGGAGCUACGUUUCGAUACUAUACGAAGAAUCAAACUACGGUAUCAAAGCCUUUGAAGAACUCGAAGAUCUCUUAGCUGAAUACAACAUCUGCAUUGCGAUAAAAGAGAAAUUGGUGAAGGAUUCCGGUGUAGCUGAUGAAUCAGCCUAUGAUUAUAUCGUCAGUAAACUACUCACAAAACCAAGAGCAAGAGGGUGUAUAAUCUUUGGAUCGGAUCAAGAAGUAGCAGGGGUAAUGCGAGCAGUAAGACGAUGCAAUGCAACAAAGAGUUUUUCAUGGAUUGGAUCUGACGGGUGGAGUGCCCGUUCCCUUGUUUCUGACGGAAAUGAAGAUGUAGUAGAAGGAACACUUUCGGUUCAACCUCAGGCGAAUCCUGUUAAGGGAUUUGAAGAAUAUUUUUUAUCACUUAAUGUGAAGAAUAACCAAAGAAAUCCUUGGUUUGUAGAAUUCUGGGAACACCACUUCCAAUGCAGAUAUCCAAAUGGAACUAAGACUCCUUACAAUCAAAAAUAUACGAAACCUUGUACUGGGCAAGAGAAGUUGACGAAACAAAAUACGGUGUUUGAGGACCAAUUACAAUUCGUCUCAGAUGCAGUUAUGGCUUUCGCAUACGCUAUAAGGGACAUGCAUCAGGAGCUUUGUAAUGGCAGACCUGGACUUUGCGAUGCAAUGAGGCCAACAAAAGGGGCAGAACUCCUAAAGUACUUGAAAAAAGUUAAAUUUGAAGGUUUGAGUGGGGACUUUUUCCACUUUGAUAAUAACGGAGAUGGACCAGCAAGAUAUAAUAUCAUCCAUUUCAAACAGAUCUCUCCCGGAAAGUAUACUUGGAUUAGAGUUGGGGAGUAUUUAGAAGGAGAACUCCAUCUCAAUAUGUCAGAAAUACAAUUCAAAUUAAAUGAUCCAAUACCACCCGAAUCUGUAUGUAGUCUUCCUUGUAAUUUGGGCCAAGCGAAGAAAUAUGUAGAGGGAGAAAGCUGUUGCUGGCAUUGCUUCAACUGCUCUCAAUACCAGAUAAGGCAUCCAACAGAUCCAACGCAGUGCCGUAUGUGUCCACAAGGAACUGUCCCUGAUUUCAAUCAUAUAAUGUGCGUCAACAUCCCAGAAGAAUAUUUGAGACAUGACAGCGCUUGGGCAAUAGGAGCUAUGUCUUUUUCAUCAACAGGCAUUUUUGUGACCAUAUUUGUCUUGGCGACCUUUAUCAAGCACAGCGAAACACCUGUUGUGAGAGCAUCAGGAAGAGAACUGAGCUACGUAUUACUCGCUGGUAUUCUCAUGUGUUAUGGUAUAACAUUCGCUUUGGUUGUCAAACCCACAGAUAUUGUUUGUGGCAUUCAGAGAUUUGGAGCUGGUUUCUGCUUCACCGUAGUUUAUGCUGCUCUCUUCACCAAGACCAACAGGAUUUAUAGAAUUUUCAAUGCUGGUAAACGUUCAGCGAGGAGACCUAGCUUCAUUUCGCCGAGAUCCCAGCUUUUAAUUUGUAGUGGACUCGUUUCCGUACAAGUGUUCAUCAAUGCGCUUUGGAUGCUCAUAUCACCUGCCAGAGCCAUUUAUCAUUAUCCAACUCGAGAAGAUAAUCUUUUAGUCUGUUCUUCCGACAUAGAUGCUUCUUAUAUGAUUGCAUUUGCGUAUCCUAUUUUCCUCAUCGUUAUAUGUACAGUUUAUGCUGUACUCACCAGGAAAAUACCUGAAGCAUUCAACGAGUCGAAGCAUAUAGGUUUCACCAUGUAUACAACCUGUGUUAUUUGGUUGGCUUUCGUCCCCCUUUAUUUCGGAACAGCCAAUCAUGUAGCGCUGCGAAUAACCAGCAUGUCUGUAACCAUAAGUCUUUCAGCGAGUGUUACAAUAGCUUGCUUGUUUUCUCCGAAGCUCUACAUUAUCUUGAUAAGGCCUGAAAGAAAUAUCAGACAGAGUAUGAUGCCGAUGAGGUAUAGUGCUAUUACGAAGAGUACGGGAACUGGAUCACAUGGUGGUAGCAUGAUGGCCCAUUUAAUGGUGACUGCUGCAACAUGUGACUCGAAACAACAAGUACAAAAAUGUAUGCAAAAACCUAUUGAUCUGGAUGAGAGAGAUGAUAGUGGUACAGAUUAUCCCAAAUCCAAACCGGAAAUGAAAGAUAUUUGGUGCCAAACCGACCCACUGUGUCCACUGAAACUACUAGAUAAUAGAGAGCUUGAUAAUUUAAAAGUCAACAACAAUUUCAACGUAGAAAAUGGAUCAAUGGCUCGAUUAGCUGGUGGACCAAUAAAAGAAUUACCCUUAUAGCAGGAUCAUAUUAAAAGAUCUCGAAGUUUAAAAUAGAAACGUUGCGAACGAGUUCAAAAAGAUAUUUGCCAAGUUGUUAAACUACAGAUCUUUGGGGUCCAAGAUGUAUGUGUCGAUCUGAACUGAUCAUAAGUCAUGAGAUUAAUGACUACCUAAACAUAAGAUCAACAAAAA